Molecule: messenger RNA, 1365 nt
Organism: Plasmodium fragile
Lineage: Eukaryota; Apicomplexa; Aconoidasida; Haemosporida; Plasmodiidae
Exons: 1
Coding region: 1-1365 (454 amino acids)
Biological process (GO): negative regulation of ribosome biogenesis; negative regulation of translation
Molecular function (GO): ribosomal large subunit binding
Source: RefSeq, a predicted model, not a curated record
AUGUUCGUGAGGAGGUUACCAAUAUGUGCGCCGCUCUCCUUUGCGAGGAGGUACAUUGGGAACCAUAACAAAAUUUUCGACAAACUCAAAGAAAGAGGAGGAACGCUGGACGGGGAAACAAAUGAACACGUGUGCAACCAGGACAGCGAUGACGACCGAGUGGAAAUUAUUAACAUUGAUGAGAGAAUCCUCCGCAAUGAUAACAUCCCCUGGGGCGAAGUAAAACAAACAGAGGAGGUAAACAAAGACGAUCUACACAGAGAAGAUGAAUUCUACAAAAACAUGAGGUACUUUAAGAAUGUCGAUGUGAGAAGCUUCAUCCAGGAAACGAUUGACUAUUACACAUUUGAGCAGCUCAGAGGGGAUGAGUGGACAGCCAAGGAAGGGCAGCAGCACAAGUCGAAUGAGAACAAGGGGGGACUCCAAACGGGAAGGGGGGAAGAAGUAGAAGGAGGAAAGCAACGAGUUGGCGAUGGCCAAGUGACGGAUGAGGAAAGGCGAGACAAUGCAGAGCAAGCGUAUAGGCCAACCUUCAGGGAGAAACCAAAAUGGGAGCAAUGCACAGGGGAGAAAAACUAUGAAGGGUUAACCCCUGCGCAAAGAUUUUACGAAGAGAACAAGGAGAAACUUAUAAUGGAGAGCAUGAAGCAAUACAAUGAACGGAGGAUGAAACUGGAUGGAGGGAGUAGUAGUAGUAGUAACCCCCACCUUGGGAUGCAUACAAACCAAGGGGAGGAAGCUGAAGAGGACUAUUACCAUACCCAGGUGACGGACCCGAUCGUCAGGCAGAGGGACAACUACCUGUUCGACUACGAAGAUGAUGAAGGGGACGCAAAUGGUGAGGAUGGAAAUAGCGAGGCGGACGACAGCGUAGAAUUAGAGAAGGGAGUCAUGCCCACCAUCGAGCAGAUCGUCUUCAUCCUAAAGCAUGAAAAGGUGAAAAACAUUAAGGUAAUCGACCUGGACAAGUGCGGACGAAGAGACAUCGGCAUGUUCUUAAUUCUUUGCACAGGAGAAACACCCAAACAUAAUAAGCGAGUGGGAAAAUUAAUCAGCAGGAUUUUUGUAGACCUAGAGAUACCCUUCAUUUCUAAGGUAGCCUACUGCUACUGUAACAAAUUUGAUGAUUGGAUCAUCGCCCACUGUGGUCCGCUAAAAGUGCAUGUGGUCACCAAAGAGCUCCGAGAUGUGUACGAUUUGGAGAAUCUCUUCCUUUACCCCCAUGAACAUUUCAACAGUGAAAAUUUCCCUGCCUUCUUCGACUACACCCCCGGCAUCCCGCCCCCCUACAUCGUCCGCAGUAACUCCUCCCUGGACGCCUAUUCGAAUGACGAACUUUAUCACAAGUUCAUUACCGACACGUGA